AUGGCGGAGAAAGAAGUCCCCCUCACGGCCGUCAAGGUCGAUGCCUUGGUGGUCAUGAAGAUCAUCAAGCACGCCGGUCAAUCUUUCCCGACGACUGCGACCGGUUCGAUCGUCGGUAUGGACGUGGACGGUACCCUAGAGAUCACGAACUCUUUCCCAUUCCCGGUCGUUGAGAUGCCCGCCGACUCGCACUUCGACAACGCCGCCCCUAACCCGGCUGCUGCUGCCCCUCGUGCGAAGGCCAACAUGGCUUACCAGGCUGAGAUGAUCCGCAUGCUUCGGGAGGUCAACGUCGAUGCGAACAACGUCGGUUGGUACACCAGCGCGAACAUGGGUAACUUCGUCAACAUGAACGUGAUCGAGAACCAGUUCUUUUACCAGAAGGAGAUGAACGAGCGGACAGUCGCUCUUGUGCACGAUGUCAGCCGCAGUGCCCAGGGAAGCCUUAGUCUGCGGGCCUUCCGCCUGUCUUCUAAGUUCAUGACUGCUUUCAAGGAGAACAAGUUCACCUCUGAGGAGCUCCAAAAGUCCACCCUGAGACACCAGGACAUCUUCGUUGAGCUUCCAGUUGAAAUCCGCAACUCUCACCUGAUCACCUCUUUCAUCCACCAGCUCCAGUGCCCUAUCCAGUCCACUCCUACCGACCUUCCCCCCUCUCUGGCCUCUCUGGAGAAGGGCCCCUUCGUCAAGGACAGCGUUCUUGCCCCCAACUACGACAACCUGUCUCUCAGCAUCGACCCCUUCCUCGAGAAGAACUGCGACCUUCUCCUGGACAGCAUCGAGACCCACCACACUGAGACCAACAACUUCCAGUACUACCAGCGUUCGCUUGCCCGUGAGCAGGCCAAGAUCACCGCCUGGCAAGCCAAGCGCAAGGCCGAGAACGCCAGCCGCGCGGCCCUCAAGCAGCCUCUCCUGCCCGAGGAUGAGUACCAGCGUCUGUUCAAGCUUCCCCAGGAGCCCAGUCGCCUCGAGACUAUGCUCAACACCCGGCAGGUGGAGCAGUACUCGCGCCAGAUCGACAGCUUCGUUUCGGCGACAACGGGUAAGAUGUUCGCGGUCAAGGGAAACCUGCUGCCCGGAGAGACCGCCAAAUAG
This is a messenger RNA of Aspergillus bombycis, 1098 nucleotides long. RefSeq names its product putative eukaryotic translation initiation factor 3 subunit EifCh. Gene Ontology annotation, molecular function: translation initiation factor activity; metallopeptidase activity; protein binding. The transcript is spliced from 4 exons. The record is from RefSeq and is a predicted model, not a curated record. Gene Ontology annotation, cellular component: cytosol; eukaryotic translation initiation factor 3 complex; cytoplasm. NCBI's taxonomy places the organism in Eukaryota, Fungi, Ascomycota, Eurotiomycetes, Eurotiales, Aspergillaceae. Bases 1 to 1098 code for a protein of 365 amino acids.